AUGUCCCUGGUAGUUGUGUCUCACGUGUCCAAGUCAAUUGGCGCCGCCAAGUUGAAGGAAUUCUUUGCCUUCUGCGGCGUGAUCAGGCUGGUGGAGCCUCUUGGGCUGGACGAAAAGGGCUACCAGAAGUUUCAGGUUAACUUCGAGCUGGAGAAAGCUCUUUCUACGGCGUUGCUCUUGAACGAUGCAGAAUUAGACAACGUGCCAAUUGUCGUGAGCGAAGAGAAAUUGCCCACAUACGGUGAAGUUCCAAACAAGAAGGAGGUUGCUGGCGAUAACAAGAUCCAAAGUGAUCAGCCAAGCGAAAGCAAGGAGAAAGGCGAUGAUGCUACCAUCACGGGCGAUAAGACCUACGAUGACAUUCUGCAGGAAGAGAAGCCCAAGCUGGCGAUCUUGGCUCAGCUUUUGGCCCUGGGCUACGUCUUGUCGGACGACUUGAUCAACCGGGCGGUCAAGUUCGAUAACGAAAAAGGGUACUCCAACAAAUUCAAGGCGUUUUUAACCGAUUUGGACCAAAAGUACCUUGGCAGUCAAGAACCAGGCACCCACGCGAACCGUGGGCUCAACAAGGCCCAGGAGCUGAUUCUGUCACUCUCCCAGUCGUUCCAAGGACUGUCGUACCAGCAGAAGUUGCAAUACUACUUUGAAAAGGCGUCGAACCACCCGUUUGGUAUGAAGGUUCACGACUUCUACAAGCAGAUCUCGAAGGAGGUGCAGGACGUUCACAGAGAAGCAAAGAGGUUGUAUGAAUUGAAGAAGGCGGACAAACCCUCUGCUACGGGAGAUGCAGCCGCCUCCGAAGCUGCUCCGGAUGCCGCUCCUAUUUCUGAGAAACAGUAG
Messenger RNA from Candidozyma auris, 840 nucleotides. RefSeq lists its product as uncharacterized. The record is from RefSeq and is a predicted model, not a curated record. Bases 1 to 840 code for a protein of 279 amino acids. Lineage: Eukaryota; Fungi; Ascomycota; Pichiomycetes; Serinales; Metschnikowiaceae. Gene Ontology annotation, molecular function: nucleic acid binding. The transcript has a single exon.